Suillus clintonianus is the source of this 327-nucleotide messenger RNA. RefSeq lists its product as uncharacterized. The transcript has 5 exons. The record is from RefSeq and is a predicted model, not a curated record. The coding region runs from base 1 to 327 and encodes 108 amino acids. NCBI's taxonomy places the organism in Eukaryota, Fungi, Basidiomycota, Agaricomycetes, Boletales, Suillaceae.
AUGGUUCCUGACGAAUAUUUCGAUGAUCUUCCGCAGGACCCCAAUGCUGCACAACGGCCCAACACACCACAGCAACGACAACCAGUAGCAAUACAGGUGGACACUGGGGAACAUGGAGGUGACAAGUCACGCCUCGGACUACACCAAAGGAUUAAUGAAUUAGAGAACACAAACCUUUCAUACAUUCCUACACAAACGACAGAUAUUAACGCGCAAUGCACCAUGUUUGCGGGCGCGAGUUUGAGGAAAUGCGAACGACAGACCGAACUCGACACGACCCAUCAUGAUACCCCUGGAGUUCUUUCGUGUCCCUUAAUCAUCCAGUAA